CGCCUAAGAAGCGCGAAACACUAACCAGAAUAUAUUUCGAUCCGCACAGUUGUACCUCAUCAGAUCGGUUCAAAUAAGAAAAGUAAAAUGAAAUGCUUUUGGGCAUUUGUGGUGGCACUGGAAAUGUGUUUUCAACUGGGAGCGGGUAACGCCGUGGACCAAAAUCGGGAGUUGAAGAAAAUGCGACUUCCACUGGGUGACCUCACCCAUGUUUGUCGUGGUCGCGAAGAGGGCGAAUUGGUGGCCCACCCAUUGGACUGUAAUGGUUACUUCGCCUGUUCCCGGAUUCCCACUCUCAUUUAUUGCGAUGAGGGGCUUCAGUUCGAUGAAGAUCGUCGGGUUUGUGAUCUGCCGGAGAACACCAUCUGCCGGCAGAGUGAUUCUUCAUUCCCGAAUUCUGGCCAAGUACAGAGUGGUCUAGCCGAAACCUCCGAACUGCAGUGGUGGCCCCAUAAGCCUCGUCCUGUUUUCGUGGCCGUUGAUGUGAAUAGCGGGGAGCAGGUUAAUCCCAUGGAGAAGUACGAUCCAAAGGAUAUCGAAUGCCGGCACUUUGGCGCCUACUUCCUGCCCCAUCCUAGCAACUGCCGGCUGUACUUCAUCUGCGCCUACGGCCAUCUGCAUCGUCACCAGUGUGGGCGUGGCACUCGAUGGAAUUACGAGAUGUCCGAGUGUCAGUUGAGCGAUCAGGCCGUUUGCUAUGGACAUCCCAAGGACGAGGAUCCCGUGGAGGAGGUGGAGAUUAUUGUGGGCAGCACAACGCCAAGCAGUGGAGCUCCUGUUACCGUCUGCUAUAUUGUGGGUUCCGGUGGACUCACCACUCUUCAACAGCUGCUCACGGACCCGGAGACCACGGAGGUGUCUACCGUCACUGUACCAGUUCCUCCGCGAGCCGAAACCAGUGCCGCCGUCACCGCCGCCCUCACGUGUCCCUCCACCGAACAGAGUUACAUGCCACAUCCGGAGGACUGCAGCAAGUACUACAUCUGCAUCGGGGGCAUGCCGGUGCUGACCUCCUGCCCCAAGGGUCUCUUCUGGGACCAGAAGUCGGGCUACUGCGAGAUGGAGAAAAAUGUCAAGUGUUUCCACAAGUGAAAAAAAUAAAACAAGGUUAUGGAACAUUCAAUUGUUACUGUAUUUGAAUAAUAUAUAUAUUAUAUAUUAAAUAUAAAGUUUAAAAAUACAGAGCAAUAAAAAUAAAAAUAAAUGAUAAUUAAAAUGGGGAUUUUUCAAAGAACUGUAGCCAUCGUAAGUCUUUGCCACAAAAUACUUUUUUUGUGAGCAGUUUCAGGACUUUCCUUCUCAAUUUUAUUCGAUUGCCAGGGAUAGUUCUUCACCGCGUUCAAAACUUUCUCCCAAAAGCUCAGUAAACCUGGCUCGGUGGGUCCUCCAUUUUGGCCAACUUCCUCAGCGGAAAUACUGGCCAAAAUCACAGCAAUAAUGGCGAAGAUGGCCAAUUUUCGUGCGAAGGUUGCUUGCAUUUUGAGUCA
Drosophila ananassae is the source of this 1487-nucleotide messenger RNA. RefSeq lists its product as uncharacterized. The record is from RefSeq and is a predicted model, not a curated record. NCBI's taxonomy places the organism in Eukaryota, Metazoa, Arthropoda, Insecta, Diptera, Drosophilidae. The transcript has 2 exons. Gene Ontology annotation, cellular component: extracellular region. Bases 88 to 1092 code for a protein of 334 amino acids. Gene Ontology annotation, molecular function: chitin binding.